This is a messenger RNA of Colossoma macropomum (tambaqui), 2929 nucleotides long. RefSeq names its product ADAM metallopeptidase with thrombospondin type 1 motif, 15a (gene adamts15a). The transcript has 8 exons. Gene Ontology annotation, biological process: proteolysis; extracellular matrix organization. The record is from RefSeq and is a predicted model, not a curated record. Bases 1 to 2832 code for a protein of 943 amino acids. Gene Ontology annotation, molecular function: metalloendopeptidase activity; zinc ion binding. NCBI's taxonomy places the organism in Eukaryota, Metazoa, Chordata, Actinopteri, Characiformes, Serrasalmidae.
AUGCGCAUAUCCGUGAGGACUCUGCUGCUCGCGAGCGUCUUUUUCGUGGAGUGCGCCGCGGAGACUCAGCUAUGCGCGCCCGUGCGCUUGGACACCGAGCAGACGGACUUCUCUCAAUUCGGCGCGGGCGCGCUGCCACCGCGCGCGUCUUUCCGCGUGAGUGCGUUCGGCCAGGACCUUGUGCUCGAGCUGCGUCCGGAUUCCGCUUUCAUCGCGCCCGCGAUGGAGAUGCGCGCGCACCCCGGUGCCCCAGACCUAAGCCGGUGCUUCUACGCCGGCCACGUGAACGCGGACGCACUGUCGUAUGCUGCGCUGAGCUUGUGCGGCGGCAUGCGGGGCGCGUUCGGCUACGACGGCUGGGAGUACUUCAUCGAGCCUGCAGCCGGCGAGGAGGGCGCAGUGGAGGGCGCGCACGUGAUUCGGCGGCGCACCAACGGCGAGCGGCGAUGCGCCGUAGACGGAGACCUCGGGGGCUCCAGCGCGGCCGUGGCACGCGCUUUGGGAAAGCUGCGGAAGCGCGCGGAGGAGGAGGAGAAAGAGGAGAACGAGUUGCGCGCGACGGCACUGAAAAGCCGCUCCAAACGCUUCGCUUCCGUCCCGCGCUACGUGGAGACGUUAGUGGUGGCAGACGAAUCCAUGGCCGACUUCCACGGAGACGACCUCAAGCACUACGUGCUCACUCUGAUGUCCGUGGCCGCGCGCCUCUACAAGCAUCCGAGCAUCCUCAACCCCAUCAGCAUCACCGUGGUCAAAUUUAUGGUCAUCGGCGACGAGGAAAAAGGGCCCAAGGUGACCAACAACGCGGCCAUGACCCUGCGCAACUUUUGCACGUGGCAGAAAAAGAUGAACAAGAACAGCGACAAGCACCCGGAAUACUGGGACACGGCCAUUCUCUUCACUAGACAGGAUCUAUGUGGGGCCUCCACCUGUGACACUCUGGGCAUGGCAGACGUUGGCACCAUGUGUGAUCCUAAGAGGAGCUGCUCAGUGAUUGAGGACGAUGGCCUGCCAUCUGCAUUCACCACUGCCCAUGAACUUGGCCAUGUCUUCAAUAUGCCUCAUGAUAAUGUGAAAGCAUGUGAGGAUAUAUUUGGAAAGUUGCAGGACAAUCACAUGAUGUCUCCUACCCUAAUCCGGAUCAACCGCACCAGCCCAUGGUCUCCCUGCAGCGCUGCCAUCAUCACAGACUUUCUGGAUAGUGGGCAUGGUGAGUGUUUACUCGACCAGCCCCAGAAGCCUUUGGCCCUCCCUGAUGUUCUCCCUGGUGCGUCCUAUGGUCUGGAGAAGCAGUGUGAGCUGGCAUUUGGGACUGGCUCCAAGCCAUGUCCGCUCAUGCAGGCACCGUGUCAGAGGCUGUGGUGCACGGGGAAGACCCGCGGACAGCCCGUCUGCCAGACACGCCAUUUCCCCUGGGCAGACGGCACCAGCUGCGGGGACGGCAUGGUUUGCCUGCGUGGCAUCUGCCUAGAGAAGCAGGAGGUCACCAAGACAAAGGUGGAUGGAAAAUGGGGCAGAUGGGGGUCAUUUGGGACUUGCUCUAGGACCUGUGGUGGUGGGGUACAGUUGGCAAAGCGAGAGUGCAAUAACCCAGUACCAGAGAAUGGAGGCAAAUACUGCCAGGGAGUGAGGGUCAAGUACCGGUCCUGCAACCUCACACCGUGCCCUGACACCGGGAAGAGUUACCGUGAAGAACAGUGUGAGGCCUUCAACGGCUUCAGCCUUAACACCAACCGCCUCGCGCCCUCCGUCGUGUGGGUGCCCAAGUACUCAGGAGUGUCUCCUAAAGACCAGUGUAAGCUGAUAUGCAGGGCUAACGGAACUGGCUACUUCUACGUUCUGUCCCCCAAGGUUGUGGAUGGAACCCCAUGUUCUCCUGACUCCUCGGGGGUCUGUGUCCAAGGCAAAUGCUCCAAGGCCGGCUGCGACGGCAAACUGGGCUCCAACAAGAAGUUUGACAAGUGUGGCGUGUGUGGUGGAGACAACAAACACUGCAAGAAGAUAUCAGGCCUCUUCACAAAACCUGCCCAUGGCUACAACUUUGUUGUCAUGCUUCCAGUGGGUGCUUCCAACAUUGACAUCCGCCAGCGUGGCUACAAGGGCAUGGUGAGCGAUGACAACUACCUGGCUGUGAAGAACAGCCAGGGCAACUAUUUGCUGAAUGGAAACUAUGUGGUGUCAGCCGUGGAGAGGGACAUCCUGGUGCGAGGGAGCCUGCUCCGCUACAGUGGCACAGGCGGACAGUCUGAGACCCUGCAGGCCAUUAAGCCUCUGGGGGAGCCGCUGACCGUGGAGGUGCUGUCUGUGGGCCAGAUGACCCCUCCGCGCAUCCGCUACUCCUUCUACCUGAAGCGGGACAGCAAAGAGGAAAAGACACUAAAGAAGGAGGGCAGGGAACGGGCAGAAAACAGUGUCCUGGUCGAGGAGGGCGGGAUCAAUGGGAAGGAAGCCGACCUCCUCAAGGAAAAGCUCCCACCCUCUUAUGCCAAACAGGCCCCACUCCCUGGGAAGUGGGCGGCGGCCAGGUGGGAUGAAUGCUCGGUGACUUGUGGGAAUGGCCUCCAAAGGAGGAUGGUGCAAUGCCUUAGGGUAGACGGAGGCCCCGGGACAGACUGUGACCCGGCCAAAAGGCCCAGUGCCAUGCGGGUGUGUGGGGAUCCCUGUCCCGUGUGGGAAAUGGGUGAUUGGUCUCCUUGCUCCAGGAGCUGUGGGAAGGGCUUCAAAAGACGCCCUCUCCGCUGUGCCACCCAGACAGGGAUGCUGUUGCCGAGGGAGCACUGCACGGGCAUGAAGAAGCCGCAGGAGCUGGACUUCUGUUCGUUAAAACCCUGUUAAUGACUCUGCCCCCCCUCCACUUCCAUUAUCUUCUUUCACGGACUUGUCACUUUGUCAAAUGAUACUCGACGAAGAAAAAAAAAAGAUAAACGAUCCA